This is a messenger RNA of Trichobilharzia regenti, 5539 nucleotides long. The record is from the annotation of a GenBank genome assembly. Lineage: Eukaryota; Metazoa; Platyhelminthes; Trematoda; Strigeidida; Schistosomatidae.
AGAUCCGAACAUGUGAUCUACUUGAUACCAUAAAUCAGGCAUAAAUACAUGGCGUUAUAUACUACUGAUUCUGUAACGUGAGUAGUUCAACUCUCCUCAUACGAACCAGUAGUGUUGCCUAGUCAGGUGGAAGUGGCUGUAACCACCCAAUAACUGUUUCAAUGAUUUGCAGAUGAGCUCAUCGCCCGACCUACUCAUUUCGACUCAGCUCAGAGAACCGAAUUCUAGUGACAGAAGACAAGGGCCAGGCAACAGAUCAUUUAUUCAGAAAAUGAAGAGAUAUUUAUAUAUAUUUUAUAUACAUCACUGUCAGCAGAGAAGCAACCUCUUCUGAUUGGUUGUUUUCUUGCUGAGGGUUAUUUCUGUUAUCUCUUCGUUGCAGUUUCUCAGAAAAUCAAGCCAUAUAUCUGCGAACCCCAUUUCCACACCUUAACCCCGCUGUGAUUGGCUACUGAGUUCUUCAAGGUCAAGUUUUAUUAUUGUCUUUCUCAUGACCCUGAUUCGGGACGUGAACAUUAACGAAAAAUUGUUGUCUACAAUCUUGGCUUGUAGCUGGACCUCACCGCAAUUCAAAAAUGUAGACGUUCAAGUUCUUCUGUGCUAGAACCAUUAGAAGAUAUGGUCACUUGUCCAAUUGAUUUAAAUUUUCUAGAUGAUCCAAGAUUAUUACCAUGUGGUCAUGCAUUCUGUUGUAAAUGUUUAAAUAAUUAUAUGGAAAAGCUUCCAUCAUCAAAUCAUGGGAAUUCAGUGAAUUCAGCGCAUGGUCAUCAUAAUAAUAUUACAAAUAAUAAUAAUAAUCAUAACUCAUAUACUGCUAACCAUAGUAAUGAUUUAAAAGAAAGUGGGAACGCUUUCCCGUGUCCAAUAUGUCGAGCAUUAUGCCCUAUUCCAGUGACACGUAAAGCGGAUUCAUUUCCAAGUGCUUUUAAUCAUAAAGCAAUUUUAGAAUUUUUAAAAAAUAAUCAUAUCAAUAGUUUCGUUUCACGUAUGAAUAAUAAUAAUAAUGAUAGUAAUGAGACGACGGGUACAUCAACUGAUCCAAUGAAUAAAACACCACCAUCAGGUCGUAAAACUUCAAUACAAGUUAGUUCUAGAAUGUUGAACUACAUCGUCGAUGAUAUUGCCUCGAAACAAAGAGCUGGACGAAUGAAUGCCUUAGAUCGAGCUGUUAUCAUGGAUGAAGUGAAUAAACUUUUGGUGAAUUUACAACCAGGUGUUGAUACAUCUUCACCAAUGUCCACUUUGAAUCCCCAUCAUCAUCCGUUAAAUGUGAAUAUAUCAAAUUCAUUAGAGAAAAAUGUGAAUACUACUCAUAACAGUAGUAAUGGUAAUGCUUGUAAUGGUGGAUUGUCACCACUCACCGCCAAUAAUAAUAAUCCAACUGUAAAUACAAGCAUUACUAGUAAUCAAAGUAAUCCAAGGUCUAGUACACCAUCGACUAUUUCACCAACAAAUUCAAUACGUCAUUUAGGCAGAUUUUAUGCUGCAGCAUCACGUAUCCGCAGGAUAACGCUUACUUCAGUAUCUAGUGAUUUUGUUCAGCUGGAUAAUCCAUCUUAUGUAUUAUAUCGUGAUGCUGAAGGUCUACGUAUCAUGAUGGAGCGUAAUUCAAAAUUUCAUGUUCUCAGUAAAGGUAAAGAUUGUUGUAUUAUGCGACCUGGUGAAAGCUAUCAGCCGAUUGAUAUGCAAAUAUUACCACCAAGUAAUAGUGGUGGAGGAGAGAAUUCAAGCCUACAGAGAUGUACCCUGACAACAAAUACAAAUCGUGAUGAAUUAGUCCUGUGGCGACAACAAUUACACUUGGAUAAUGAUCUAUUCAGCUUGCAUCAUUCAUCAUCCAGUCAUCAUCAUAAUCAUCAUAGUAAACAUGGGCUAAAUCAAAUUAGUAGUCAAAUAAUUGUGGAUAAUUCAAAUCCUAUAAAAAUUCAAUUUUUACGCUUUUAUGGUUCACUUAUCUAUUUGAGUGGAAUUAUUACGCUGAAUACAUCGAAUGCAUCUACUGAAGGUGAGAAUGGUAACGGUGAUGAUGAUAUAGAAAGAUCAGAGUUUGGUAUUCUUGUAUGUUGUACAAUUUCUGAUGACAUGCAUCGUAACACUACUGCCAGUACUACUACUACUACUACUACUACUACUACUAACCCUUCAACGAAUGGUUCCAAUAAUCAUAAAGAUAACCAUGAAUCGAAUCCACAGCAACAGCACAACCAUCAGCAGCCUACAUCGAAUCCAUUCCCAAUUAUAGCCACAUCCAGUUUAUUUUAUCGUGAUUCUGUUGGCUUAGAAAGACAAAAUCAACCAAUUAUCUUCGGGAUAGAUAUUGAUCAUUCAAAUGGUGAUAUUUAUAUUGCUCAACCAGCGAAUGCAAUGAUUUGUCGUUUAAAAUGUAAUGAUUUAACUCGAAUAGAUCGUACAUGGUAUUUAAAUGAUCCACAAUUAUCACCCUACUUUUUAUGUUAUGCUAAAAAUGAACAAAGUGUAUGGGCUACAUGUCCGACAGAAGAUAAAGUAUUAAUUUUAGACAUUGAAGUAGAUAGCUACUUUCAUUUUACACCGAGUGUUUCAUUUGGUAUUGUUCCAGGGCACAUCAUAUACACAUCAGAUAAUCGAAUUAUUUUGUUAGAUCAAUCCAAUUAUGAUUUGUAUUGGAUAACAAAAAUAGAAAAAGCUAUUUGUGUUCAACGUCUCACUUUUCAAAUUGUCAGUCAUCAAGCAAAAAAAUGUCAAAUUAUGGCUAUCCAACCAGUGUAUAAUGAUGACAUGAAUACUAGUCAAUGGGCUUAUUAUUCUUUAACUAGUCGUCAACUGUCACCUACAGACUAUAAUAACAAUAUGAAUAGUAAUGGUAAUCAUAAUAAUAAUAAUACCAAUCACCAUAAUAAUGACGAGAAUAACAAGUCGAAAUUGUUUACAAAAUCUUCAUCAUCAAUAGCUGCUUCAAUUCAUAAACUACGCGGUGGUAUUGUCUGUGCUCAUAAUUAUGGAUGUUCUGUAAUUUAUCCACAAAAGUUAUUCUCACGUUAUAAAUUUAAUAAAAUGUCAUCUUGCUUAAAUUUAUGCGGUAAACUGUAACAACACUUUAUUAUUGACAUGUUCAGUAUAUUUAUUCACUUGUUUGGUUUGAUUUGUUUAUCUGAAGUGACAUGACAACAGACAAAGCGCCAUAUUUAUAUUUGAAUCUUUAAUGAACUAUCAGAAAUAUUAAUUAUAAUAACAAGGGAAAAAGCAUGAAACUACUAUUGCAUUUAUGUUGUGAAAAGAAAUUUAAUUUUUGUGUAAAUUAAUUUUUUUUAUUUUGUUUGAAUGUGUGAGUGUGCGUGUGCGCGCGCAAAUUUGAUUUCACCGUUACAUGUAACACUUGACUAAUCUUAUCUAUCUAAUACAUUCAUACAAAUACGAGAAUGUAUACAUGUAUGUGUGUAUGUAUUUUUCUGCUUUAUAUUUCACUGCCUUUCAUUCGCUUUAACACACUCCCGUCUCUUUUGUCUCUCAAUUAUGGUGCAUUAAUACAACAAAACAGAUUUUGUUUUGAUUUUUAAUUAUAUAUAUAGUAUAUAGUGGUUGUACUUAUUUUCAUUUUGUCUAUUUGGUUUCUUUUCACAUUAUUUUCUCUCGUUCUGCUGUUGUUGAUCGUGAUUUCGCUUUUUUUUUUAAAAUUUAUUUAUUCAACUAAGCAAAGAAGAUCAAUGAGAACAAUUACACUUUAAUGCAUACUGUUAUUAUUGUUAUUGUCAUUUCUCAUCAUUACUUAAAUCGAAUUUACAAUCAAAAAAACGAAGAUAAAUCUAAGACUUUUUUUUACAUUGAUAUGAUUAAAUGUCUGCCGGACAGCUUUAUUUCAUCUAUUCACACACAUGCAUCUUUCCGUCUAUCCAUGUGUUUUCAGGCUUUUAAAACUGUGUUUUAUUUAUUUCAUUUCGUAUACAACACAACAUAAAAUGAAAGAAAACUAGUUUGAAAACGCUGGACUUUUUGAUUUAUAGGAGAAGAAGUUUACGCCUCUUUUUUUGGUGGGGGGGGGGCGCGGGGAGGAUACUCAAUUUCAAGUGGAAAUGUGACUUAGUCAGUAAAGAAACUACUUGGCUUUUAGUAAUUUUGGGUUCCUGGUUGGUAAUCAGUCAUAAUAAUGUGUAAGUAAGUAAGUAAGUCAUUUAUACUAUAUUGAAAGGUCUGUGAGCGUAUAGGAGUGUGUAACAGCAGUAAGGUGUUUCUCUUAGAUAACUAAAAACUCGUUCUGCUACCUCUUAGCUGUGUUUAUUGGCGGUCUGCUUAAAUUUGGACUACGGAAAAAUCCCAUCAGGAUUUCAGAGAUAUUUUCUCCCACUCAGUUUGUUUAAAUCUGAUAAAAAUAUAACCUUGAAUUAUGUUUUAUACUCUGGCGAGUAUUUAGUGUGUUUACAACCUGCUGAUUCGCAAGUUUCUAGUUAUCGUGAGUGAAAAGUAAACUAAGUCGUCGGUUAGGGUGUAUUGCAAUGCAAGAGAUAGAUAGCUGGGUUCUUGAGUUGCAUAUUUGGUUCACAGAAUGGAUUCCUGAAACAUUUCUAAUUGCCAUUCAACCAAAUUACCACCAAACACAGAUUUGCCGAAGAAGUCAAAGGAGAGACAUCAUAAUUUCUUGAUAUACACCUCAUGUCAGAUAGAAGUGUUUCACUUGGUCCACCAUCACGUGAUAUUUGAUUUGAACAUCCUGCCUGGAUGAAGCGAAAAUAUCAUGCAAUAAACUGUGCUGAAAAUUUUGCACAAUAUGUAUUCCAGAGCGAGGUCAUUCAGCCCCCCACACGUGAUGUAUCCUUCAAAGUCAUCUACACGACUAAAUCCAAUCACUCCGAAGGCUUAUGUUUUCUCCACUUAUGCAUAGCUAGCCGAAGCUCUAGCAAAACAUGGAUAAAAACCUAAAUUAUUUAUUCAAAAAUGUUUUGUCAAACGCCUUUCUUUACAUUGGUUAUAGUGAUGCUCUUUCAUUUUAUUCUAUUUUACCACUUGGAUUCAUUCCACAUCACCGUCUUUGUUGUUAUCAUCAUUGUAGUGUUAUUUUUUUUAGACAACACUCAACCUACAAUUUUUAAAUUUUUAUACCAGUUCACCUAUGUAAUAAUCUUUAAAAGUUUUGUAAUUCAUCCACUUCAACUCUACCCCUUUAGUAUACCAUUUUAAUUAUCUUUAUUGUCAUCAAAUGUGCAAUAUUGACUGAGCGAUUUCUAGUGCCACUUAAUGCAUUCUUUUCCCAUAAAUAUUAUAAAUACGACUGUACAGUUGCUUGAAAAUGAAGUCGUUGAAAAGAAGGAAAUAUUUCUUCGCUGAACCAAAAAAACUGCGAUUUUCCAUAUGAAGUAAUGGAUAUAUUUCACGAAAAUAUUAAAGCCUUACAUUGAAAUGCUAAUAGGAAAAAGUUAUUCGCAAUCUGCCUUUUUUUUUAAAUCUUCAUUUCAUAUUUUCCAUCUGGUUUCAUAAUCAUCUUCAUUGCUUCUCUUUGUCAUUUUAAAAUCUAUUAUUCAACAUUCCUACAGAAGACAUCGCUAAUAUGUUACUUACAAAAUCUACU